Molecule: messenger RNA, 1310 nt
Organism: Achroia grisella
Lineage: Eukaryota; Metazoa; Arthropoda; Insecta; Lepidoptera; Pyralidae
Gene: cv
Product: protein twisted gastrulation
Exons: 5
Coding region: 331-1056 (241 amino acids)
Biological process (GO): regulation of BMP signaling pathway
Source: RefSeq, a predicted model, not a curated record
CUUUAUAACACUCUGACGUUUACGUCUGUGAAUUUGUGACUGAAUCUAACUUUUGCAUUUCGUUUUCUAUUUGUAUGAAAUCUUUCAAUUUUGACAACAAAUCAUACAUGAUACAUGUGAUUCUAUGUCUCUCAACGAGUAUAGUAAUUAUUGAUUCUAAAUUCGUUUAUUAGUCCUGACGUAAUAUUUUUUAUAUAUUAAAUAUUGUUUUACAAUCGUGUAUUAAGACGCUGCAUAAUUAUACUUUAAAACUGAACACUAGAACAUAGGUAACUAUAGUGUCUACAGAUCAUACGAAAGCUGUUGUUUACUUCUACAGUUAUUGGUGUUAUGAUGGCUACUAAAUUCUAUUUAGUGUGUGCAUUUUUAUGCCUUGUUCCAAUUAUUUACGCGUGCAAUGAAGCAAUAUGCGCGAGUGUAGUGUCCAAAUGCAUGUUAACACAAUCAUGUAAAUGUGAUCUGAAGGACUGCUCCUGCUGCAAAGAUUGCUUCAACUGCCUCAAUUACUUAUAUGAAGAAUGCUGUAGUUGUGUGGAUAUGUGUCCAAAACCAAAUGAUACACACACAGAGCUGUCCAAAUCUUCUUAUGUGGAAGAACUGGUUGACGGUGUGCCUGGGCUCUUCUCGGCAUUAACAAGUGAAGCUGAUCCUCGUGAGAGGUGGUUGUCUAUAACUUACCCGGUGGACUUUGACUUGUCAAAAUUCCGGCCGGCUUCUGAGAAGCAAGUGGUGUAUCACUUACAGAGUUUAGAACAAGACCCUGAACCAAUAAGCCGUGACAUCCUCACACUGAACUGCACAGUUGCGUAUAUGUCGCAGUGCAUGUCCAGUGAGAAAUGCCGCGCCUCCUGUCGCUCCAUGGGUGCCAAUAGUUUACGAUGGUUCCACGACGGAUGCUGUGAAUGUAUUGGCGAGAAGUGUUUGUAUUAUGGCAUCAAUGAAAGCAGAUGUCUGGCAUGUCCUAACAGCAAGGGAUCACCGAAUCUCAUUUUGGAUGACGACCUCAAUUACGACGAUCUUGAUUACGGCGAGGAAGUUGACACGCAGUCCGUCUAACAUUCCUUAUAAUAUUAACCUUUUCAUUUAUACUGAAACCGUAAAUCCAUAAAUUUAUGUACUAUGAUACUCGCCUAAAUGGGUUUACGAAGCAUGCUUUCACUUAUUUCUGCAGUAAUAUAAUAAAAAACAUACAUAACGUAUAGAGUAGUCAGAAGCAUCGUCUUUCUAAUUUUCAACGUCGUGGUGAAUGUAAAGCUUGACAUGCUAAGAUUAAGCUGUGUUUUAAUUUGACCUAGUCUGGCAGAAGACGA